Sphaeroforma arctica JP610 is the source of this 471-nucleotide messenger RNA. RefSeq lists its product as hypothetical. The transcript is spliced from 4 exons. The coding region runs from base 1 to 471 and encodes 156 amino acids. The record is from RefSeq and is a predicted model, not a curated record. Lineage: Eukaryota; Ichthyosporea; Ichthyophonida. Gene Ontology annotation, cellular component: endomembrane system; membrane.
AUGUUCUCGCAUGCUCGAUAUAAACACCGUGUAUUUUAUAGCGUAAAAGCACUCAGCACAACAAAGCCCGGAGGAACACAGGACUCUUCUGAAGCAGUCGGAGCACCUUUAAAACACUUCACAGCGGAGGAAUUACUUCAGUACGAUGGCACAGAUGCAAACGGAGCUGUGUACGUGGCGAUUAAGGGCGUUGUGUUUGAUGUGACGGACAACAGGAAAGCUUACGAACCCGGACAGGGAUAUGCCAUAUUCGCGGGCAGAGAUGCAUCAAGGGCGUUAGGUUUGAUGUCUUUGAAGAAAAAAGAUGCCGUGCCCAACUUGGAUGGAUUGGAAGAGAAGCAGAUAGAUGUAUUAGAUAACUGGGUGAAAUUCUACCAAAAAAAAUAUAUGAUCAUGGGUACCGUCGGGCCUAAUGCCAGUCCAGGUCGAUUGCCCGCAAUCGCCACCGCUGAGACCAAGCCUUCAGAGUGA